AUGCCGACCUUUAUUGAAGCCAUUGGCAAUGAUCAUCUCAGUGAUGAUCUUAGAACGAAACUGAUGGUAGCCGUAAAUAAUCGGCCAGGAGAUCCUCGAGGGGCUAUCGAUACCUUUCUCGGAAAAUGGACUGUUCCUGCAACGACUAUCGCAGUUCUCGGUUUCGUCAAAUCAUUGUUGACGUACACCGACGACGAUGAAUAUAUAUGUGGCGGAUUCUUGACAUUGUUGGCGGAACCUUCUCCGGAAGGCCUUGCAUCGGCACUGUUUCCUCAAGAUCAACUCGAUCAGAUGUUAAACUCGGUACUCAAUGAUUUACCCGAAGAUUUGGCGGCUCAUGAUUUGAAUCAAGUGCGGACCAGGCUCCUCGAUGAUCAGCCACUUGUUGUCAUACUUAUUAUGAUCAGAGACAAGAAAUGUUUCUCCCUCGAAGAGCGUCCGCAAAGCAUCAUCGUUUCUCUUCUGGCAACGAUGAUACAACGGGGACUUCAACUUGGUUCUUCCGAGCUACUCGCCACGGUGCAGGAAAACUUCCCACAAAAUGCUUCUGAAAUCGAGCAAUCUUCUACACAAACCAAUGAAGAAAUUUCAGCCGCUUUUGAAUUCGUCAAGUCUUUGAAAAUUCUCUCGAGUCUCGUUGAAGACCCAUCAGAUAUUCCUCGUCUUUACAACUCAAACUACCGUUCCGUACGAAGUAUCACAGUACAAUCGAAGGAUGUAUUCAAAAAUGACUUGGUUAGCGCCGGUACAACAGUUGAGAACGCACUCAAAUUUCACGACUGUGCUGAGCGUGUUGACUGCUGGAACGAGCAUCUCUGGCUUGCUUUGAUGAAAAGAGGUAGGGAGGGUAGCAUGCUCCAGCCAAUUCAAAACGACGAGAAAGCAAUUCUGCCAUUGACAAGCGGCGGAGGUCCUCCAGAAUCUUGGAACAACCUGACCGAUAUAUUUCGACUCGAAAAUGUUGCAUGUGAGGAAUGCUGCUCUAUCACUUCUAUGUCAGCCUAUUUUGCAGAUCUUCUGAACUUGUUAAGCAACACUAAACCUACUGGAAGAGACGGGUCGAUAACUCAGGAUGAAGAAGACCUUGUCAAUCCGAAAACCAGGAGCAGUCUCCUGAAUUUGCUUUCAUCUCGGCGCCCGGAUCUUAGAAAGUUGGAACUUAGCUGCACAAACUCGCAAACUUUGAUUCCGAAUAUCAAUCUGGUGAAUGAAGUACUUGAAUCUUUCAUUCGCUACAAGAACCAACCGUUGCUAUCUCCGCUGGCUUCAGGCCAGCAGGAUUCUAUUCACACAUUUAAUACUCCUGCCGACGCCGGGGAGAAUUGUGUCGAAGAUACUCACUCUGAAGGACCAGUCUAUCGUCCCGGAAACACAGACUUUGAUGUUUAUUCCAAGGUUAUCUCCAAGCAGAUGUUUCCGUUCACCUGCUUCCCAUACGAUCAUGCGCGUUCUUCUGUUAUAGAGUAUUUCAACAUAUUCCAGAUAUCCUAUUCCCAAUUGAUCGAGGUAUUCCAAGCACCUGAGCUUAUCUUGGAGAAGAUAACACAAGACACACGUGGCGCACUUGAUGCGGAAGCACGAAAUGAGUUGAAUCGUGGAUCAGCUGAGGUUUUGGAGAGACAGAAUAUGGCAGCUGUUCUGAAUUUGCACCAGAGGGAAUUUGCAGCCAUCACAGGGGAAACCUUCUUCCCUGUGUGGUUUGCCAAUUUACUUCAAGGCUUGUCAAGUGACAUAGCACCCAUAACCACAGGACUACCGGAGAACGAAACCUACGUUCAAUGGGGUUACGAGGAUGAAGACACCAUGCUAGACGUCACAGAUGGACUCGGCCUAACGUUUAUCAAGCGCCAGCUAAUGCAAAGGUCUGGUCUAGAUUUUCCAGAUAUCCUAGAUUUGGUGAAAAUCCAGCUUUUUGGGCAAGAUCUAGUGAUCACCGACAAAUCCGGAUCCGACACGUUCAGUGAUUCCAUCGAGGACCUUCGACUCCUGUCUAAUGCGUCGCAGCCGCCUUUUCAAAAUUUGACCCCCAUUAUAUGCCGGAACCUCCAAUCGUUUUUGCGCCUGAAAGCUAAGCUUGGCUGGUCGACCAAGGAUCUUGAUGCGGCUAUUUACUGCUUACGUAGCAGGGAGAUGGAGAGCUCUCCGACCUUUAAGCUAGCUGCCUCUUCUGAAGCGCGGCCCAUUUCAGUUUACGUACUCAACGGAAUUGCGUCUAUUGUCGAGUUGAGUAGUUUGUGUGGAAUCGAACCUGCUGCCCUACUUCCUUUAUGGGGUCUUAUUGAUUCUUUCGGUAAAGACUCGUUUCUUUACCGCAAAUUUCUCCGCCCUUCGUAUGGACCAAUAUUCGCAAUCCCUCAAAAUGAUGAAUUCUUCCAGCCAGGGGGGAUAAAGUCCAAAAUCUAUUCAUGUGGUACAAGCGUUUGCGCGAGUUUAAAGUGGCCUUUUCAAUAUCUCAAAGAUCUGCUUGAAGCUACAGGACUCUCAGAUGCUGAUUUGAGUGUCGAGACUCUUUCUAUACUCUACCGAUAUGCUACCAUUUCUCAGAUUUUGUCUGUCCCUGCUGGAAAAUGUACCCGGUUUUUCAAGCUCUUCAAUGAAGCUAAAGAGAAUCCUCUAUCAAGCCCCAAAGUGACGCUCGAAGUCAUAGCGAACUGGAGAAAAUUGCUGGAUUCAGACUGGACUAUCGAAUCGCUUCUCGACAUUUUCGAAACGACUCAGCCUGAUGGUAUUCAAGAUAGUUUCGGGUUGCAGCUCACAAGGGCUAUUUUAGAAGGAAGCGUGGAUUUGAAGAAGUCGCUCUCAUCUAUUUCCACGCCGGGCGCGGUUCCUACUUCGGAAACUGUUGUCGAAUGUGCUGGGCGGAUAUUUGAUUCUGUAACGGCAAAGCUAGUAGUCGAAUUCAUUGAGGGCACACAAAUUCGGACAAGCUAUAUCAGACUUGAGACCAGUUCAGAUCUCGAUGAAUUCGUUACACUAUCGAAGAGUUGGCCGAAUAAGCUUUCAGUAGUUCCUUCAAUUGAGCAAACAUCCCACGGAGCAGUAUAUUCUGCCCAAGUCAAGCUCUGUGGUCUGUUGACUCCGGACGAAAAGAUCCAGAUCCUAAAUGAUACCAAGCAGCACCCCACGGUGAACAAUGCACUUACGGCUCUGGUGGAGAAUUCCGUCCUUCCGCAGAACAUUAUCAGGUCGCGCUUCGAGAAAAAUCCCGAUACCAAGCAGAAGCUUAAUGGUAAUGUUCUUCUUGAUGAUUGGAUUGAGCCACCAAAUUAUGAGAGCGACCCAGCUGAUUCCUCUGCAUCUCUUUCGCCGGAUCAAUCUUUGAUUGACGCGGAGAACUAUCUUCAGGACCGCAGAGCAGCUUUUAUUGAUUUGGCCACGCCUACUAUUAUCCAAGACCUUCUUACUUCGCUUAUUCUCAACUCUGCUAAGGACCAACUACCUGAUAUCGACGUUGCAAUUAUAUCCAGCCUAAUUUCAGAAGUCGUGAGAGUACCAACAAAGGACGGCAGCGGAAUUGAGUCAGCCAUGGCAGCUCUACAGAGUCUUAGCGUACUUGACGAAAAUUUGACCAAAACAAAUCUGGAUGCAUACUUUACACCUACGACGACUGAUGACUUUAGAAUACAUUAUACGGGAGUCAGUACUGCUGACGGUACGCCCCCGGAACUGACCAUAAAUGGGCUCAAAAUGCCCUUUGAUACAGCAUCGAAUACAUGGAGUUCGUUCCGCAUGAUCGCCGGCCAAGCAUAUCUCUUACAAGCUGGAUUCGAUCCCUCCCAACUAUCUUGGUCGACGUGUCGAUCAAUGCCGACGCCUUUCGCAGACGAGGAAAUUUUAUUAUCAAAAACAGUUCAGCGAAUAACUCAUGUUCUUGACGCCAUUCGCAGCGCAGCACUUAUUUGCCAGAGAUUGAAAUUGACAACAGCAGAUAUCGCUUUCUUAAACCGCCAAGUACAAAUGAACUUCGAAAUACUGGCCAUUGACCUUAAUUCACCGAGUCUGAAAGACAUGAUCCAGCUCCAAGAAUAUUGCGCCUUGAGAGACAGAUGUAUCCCCAGCAGCAAACACGACAAUCUCAUAAGUCUUUUUUCAUGGCUGUCCAGCUCUACUGGUGCUGAUGCGAAUGUAAUUGCAGCAAAGAUCGCCGCAAGCACAGGUUGGAAGGAUACGCUGCUGGAAAGCGCCAUAAACGGAAAAUAUCCCAACUAUACUUCUGGAGAUCUUGUAGCAACUCUACGUGAUUACGACGCCUUGCUUAGCCUCAAAGCGAUUGUGCUGUUCUAUGAGAGCCUUGGCAGCGUAUCUGGCAUAAACUCCGUGCCUCCUAUCACUGAGCUUCUUGACCUGGCACGGCCUCCGCAGCAGUUAGAUAGUGCAGAUGCCUACGUCCAAGCUGCGCAAAACCUUCAAAACAGACUGACCGCUUCACAACAGGAGAACUUUGAUGAAGGGCUAAUGGAGAGCCAGCGCAUUGCCCUCGUAACUUACUUGCUGCAGCAGAAAUACAUCAAGGAUCUUGGUAUUUGGGAUGCGGAUGGACUGUUUGAAUACUUUCUCGUCGACGUGCAAAUCGGUCCAAAAUUGCGAACAUCACGCAUCAAGCAAGCAAUUUCAGUCGUGCAACUAUAUGCACAGCGUUGUCUUCUCGGGCUAGAGAAAAAUGUCCUGAUGACGGAUUUGAAACGUGACAAGUGGGACUGGAUGCAGCAAUACACCCUCUGGGAAGCUAACAGAAAAUUGUUCCUCUACCCAGAGAACUGGAUCGAUCCAAUGCUUCGGGAUGAUAAGAGCCAGUUGUUUGACCAGUUCGAGGCCACCUUACUUCAGAAAGAUCUGAGUAUCGAUACAUUUCUGCAGGCUAUUCAAAGUUACGUGUAUGGUUUGACUGAAAUAUCGAAACUAGAUAUUGUUUCGUAUGUCCACGAGCCCGAGAUCAAAGAGGCCGACAUCUUCCAUUUCUUUGGGCGAACCCGCACCGCUCCAUAUUCCUUUUACUAUCGUAUCGUGACUGUUUUGGCAACCAGUGAGAUAUUUUGGCAACCAUGGACCAAGAUUGAGAUGGAUAUCCCAUCAUUGGAAACGGAAUGGGAAGGUCAUCGGCUUGAAAAGGUUGGAAGUUAUUUGUUUCCUGUCAUAAUUGGGGGCAGGCUUUAUCUUUUCAUGCCAUCGAUCAUACCAAAAACUUUGGCUACGGAUAUAGGGAAAGAUCUUGCAAAAUUAAACUCGUUUGACGACUUACGCUCGCAGAAACCUGGAGUAGCGCAGCCCGACCGCAUCUGGGAAAUCUCAAUGUCCUGGACAGAAUGUGUCAGAGGCAGUUGGACUACUAAGCGCGUCUCAUCAAGCAGUCUCAAUGUGAGUUUGCUAGCUUCUGCAUCGCAAUUUCGAAUCGACCCAACUUUCGAUGGCAAGAAGAUGAAAAUGCAGAUAAACUAUUCGGUGGUGGGGGAUGCUUAUUUCGUCGAGAUUGGCACCUUCACAUUCUUCAAUGAUCAGAUCAGUACACAGAGUGUCAGCGCAACGUCACCUACUAAAGGCCCGUUCCCGACGUAUUUCCAGAAAGCAGUAGGUAAAGACAUGAACGCGGAUUCAUUGGUAAUUGAUCCCAAUGCCCCAAACAAGCCUCUAAUUUGGAUACCGCAUGAUUUGGAAUACCAAAAUCAAAACGAUCUCACAUGGACUUUAUCGAAAACGCAGCAGCGAGUCACAGCCCUUGUAGUGAGCACCAAAGAUAACGAUGGUAUGGGCGUAAGUUAUUUCAAUUUACCAAAAACAGAACUUACCCCGACAAAUGGCCACCAAUGGACCAAUCAAAGGGUAAAGGAUGAUACGGAGCUUGUUUUGCUCGAUCAUUUGUUUUCUCAUGAGCUUAUGGAAGCUACCGCUACUCGUGUCGACCCACUGGGAGUUCUGUAUGACAAGCUAGCAAUACUCCCCUCAACUCAGCUGAGAGAAAGCUUCGGAGCCGGCAGUCAAGGUGCAUCGUACCACGAACUGGGCCGUCCAACCGCUAUCUAUAAUUGGGAGAUUGGCAUGCACACUGUGUUGCUAGCAGUUGAUCGGUUGUUUACCACAAAGCAAUAUGACGAUGCAUUGCAGAUUACAAGACUUGUUUUUGAUCCGUCAGUAAGCCUAGAAGUGAAAAGAUAUGAUGGUGAUAAAACAAUAAGCUCUCAAUCCUGCUGGCGAUUCCCACCAUUCCAAGAGAUGGCUUGUCGAAUGGCGAAGCACGGCGAAAGUUCAUUUGAUCCUUUAGACCUGACAAAUCUGAGAAGAGAGAUCGAACUUGCAAUCAAGGAACGUCGUUCUUAUGGUGCGCUUGUCCAUGCUGCCGCGCGUGGUCGACCUGUUUCAUAUAUGAAAUGGAUUGUUAUGAAAUACGCCGAGAUUCUCAUCGCCCUUGGAGAUAUCCAGUUCCGUCGGGGCACAGCCGAAUGUCUACCACUGGCCACUCAACGAUACAUAGAGGCAGCUCGAGUCUUAGGGCCAGAGCCACCGAAUGUGCCAGACCUGGGGAAUCGAAAAUCGAAGACGCUAACAUUUGAGCAAUUAAGGGAAGCGGAUAUCGACUUCGAUGAGGUUACACUUGAUCUGGGCCUACCGUUUUCACCUAAAUUGACGAAAGGCGCAGCUGCAACGACAGAUAAUGAUCCGAAGAAGGAGAACAUCGUUUGCUUCCUCAAAACAGAUUACUUCUGCGUUCCGUUGAAUCCCAAAUUCAAGACAAUAGACCCGCCCAUUGAUCCUGGAGAUUUGGUAGCUCUUAGCAAGCAAGGUCUUAGCAUAUCUGAUGUAUUAAGCAUGGUUUCCGGAGAAAGAGACGGGCCACUAACUCGUCAACGGCUCGGAACUCUUAUGAGCGCGGCCUUGAACUUGUGUACCGAAGUACGGUCGCUAGGAGAACGUCUCUUGGCUGCAAUCGAAAAGAAAGAAGCAGAGGGGCUUAACGUCAUUCUGGCGCGGAACAGCAUCACGAUACAGCAAAUGAUGCUAGACAUCAAGCAAAUUGAACUUGGCGAGGCACAGCAGAACGUCGAAUCGCUCUUAAUCGAUCGCAGCUCUCAAGAGGCACAGCUGGACUACUAUCUCAAACUCAUCGGCGAGCCAGACACCAAAAUACCGAAGCCCAGCGAUGACUGGACUGACAUUCCACAAAACAUUGAUAUAUUAUCCUCAGAUGAGUUGAGAAUGUCACCGUUCGAGAAAUUGGAAAUGUCAUUGUCUCUCUCUGCACAAAGGAAGAACUACCUAGCUACGAACCUGGACGCAGUGGCUAUUCCAUUGUAUUUGUUACCGACAAUCCAAGGAAACGUUGAGCCUCUCGGAGUUGGGACGUCUCUCUCAGCUGGCGGGACCCAAAUAGCUGAAAGUAUAGCGGCCAAUUCCACACUAAUGAGAGGAUUUGCCGGGCUCCAUGCAGACCAAGCAGCUCGAGCUGACAAGAAAGCCAGUCUUACAAUGCAAUUGCAGGAACGAAGACUCCAAGCAAACAUCAGUGGGCGCGGGAUCAAAUCCAUCGACAAACAAAUUGAAAUCCAGAGACUCCACCUCAAAUCCGUCCAGAAGGAACUCGAUAUGCAGAAACAUGAACUUGAAGAAGCUGCCCAGGCCGAGGCAUGGUAUCGCUCCAAGUAUACAAACGAGCAGCUUUAUGGCUGGAUGGAAAAGAGAUUCAGGAACUUGUAUCUUCAAGCUUAUAAUCUGGUUCUAAGCGCAGCUCUCCGAGCAGAGAGCGCCUUUAUCUUCGAAGGGGGUCGCAAAAGCUCGAUGAUCAAACCAGGAGGGUACUGGGACGUGUCCCGUGAUGGUUUGCUUGCUGCCGAGGAUUUGUAUUGGGACUUGAAAAAGCUUGAGGCUGCACAGGCUGAAGGAACUUCGGCGGACUAUAACAUCACCAAGACUGUAUCACUGAAAGAGAUUGAUCCUAUGGCGCUGAUGAAAUUCAGAAUUACGGGAACAACUGACUUCUCCUUGGACGAGCUGCUUUUUGAUAUGGACUUCCCCGGUCACUAUAUGCGCAGAAUACGAUCAGUGGGUGUGUCGAUUCCCGCGGUCUUUGAAUCAAACUGUAGCGCCAAUGCUAUCUUGACACUGUUACAGCACAAGUAUCGUAUUACACAGAGUGCAGCUGACUAUGUUGCUUCUCAAUUCACAAGCAGCGAAUCAUUCCGAACCGAUCGAAUCCCAUCAUCAUCUAUUGCCGUAAGCUCCGGUGAUGUCGACUCUGGAGUAUUUGAGCUCGAUUUCUCUGGCCCGCAGUACAUGCCGUUCGAGGGCGCCGGGGCCAUUUCAAAAUGGCGCCUGGAGCUUCCAACACCAGUCAGGGCUUUCAAUUACGAGUCCAUUACCGAUGUGCUAUUACGCGUACAAUACACAGCUUACGACGGAGGCCCAUCACUGCGAGCAGCGGCGAAUGAAGCAACUUUUAAAGUGAUGAAAGCCUCGGGAGCUGAAGGCCAGCAGCAAGGGUUCUCAGCGGUCUUUGAUUUGAAAAAUGAGUUUGCUAAUGAGUGGACUAGCUUUGGUGACCAAUUGCUUGCUGAGACGGCUGAUGGAGAUUCACCAAGCAUGAAACUCGGUGAUUUGAAAAGUCAUCUUCCGUAUUGGUCUCGAAGACAGGAUGCUUUAGAGGUCCGAAGUAUUACUUUCCUGUCUCGAAGCCAAGCAAUUCUCAAUAGACUGAAAAUCUCUGGUGUACUGGGAGAUGCAUCAUGGGAUACUAGCAGGAUUGCAGAUUACUUCACAAAGACAUGUACAGCAAGUGAAAAGGAUCUGAAAUGA
Molecule: messenger RNA, 8781 nt
Organism: Sclerotinia borealis F-4128
Lineage: Eukaryota; Fungi; Ascomycota; Leotiomycetes; Helotiales; Sclerotiniaceae
Source: the annotation of a GenBank genome assembly